Messenger RNA from Oncorhynchus kisutch (coho salmon), 3104 nucleotides. Its product is annotated as E3 ubiquitin/ISG15 ligase TRIM25. The transcript has 8 exons. Gene Ontology annotation, biological process: inflammatory response; regulation of apoptotic process; innate immune response. Bases 146 to 2116 code for a protein of 656 amino acids. NCBI's taxonomy places the organism in Eukaryota, Metazoa, Chordata, Actinopteri, Salmoniformes, Salmonidae. Gene Ontology annotation, molecular function: protein binding; zinc ion binding. The record is from RefSeq and is a predicted model, not a curated record.
CUGGGUCACUCGUCUUUUCAGUUUGCUGCAGUUAGUGACUGGAACGAGCUGCAACAAACACUCAAACUGGACAGUUUUAUCUUAAUCUCUUCAUUCGAAGACUCAGUCAUGGAUACUUUUACUGACAGUUGUGGCUGCUUGCGUGAUGUGUUGUUGUCUCUACAUUCUUGCUCUUUGUGCUGUUGUCUGUGCAGAGGCCACGGACCUGAUCAGUUGUUCGAUCUGUCUGGAUCUACUGAAGGAUCCAGUCGCUAUUCCCUGUGGACACAACUACUGUAUGGACUGUAUUAAAGGCUGCUGGGAUCAGGACGAUCUAAAAGGUGUGUACAGCUGUCCCCAGUGCAGGCAGACCUUUACCCCAAGACCUGUUCUGAACAGAAACCCUCUACUAACUGAGCUUGUGGAGAAUCUGAAGAAGACAGGAAUCCAAGCUGCUCCUCCAGCUCUCUGUUUUGGUGGACCUGGAGAUGUUGAGUGUGACGUCUGUACUCUGAAAAAAUUAAAAGCCGUAAAGUCCUGUCUGGUGUGUUUAGCAUCUUACUGUGAAACUCACCUCCAGCAUCACUAUGAAUCUUCUGCAUUUAAAACACACAAGCUGGUCAAAGCCUCCACACAACUACAGGAGAAGAUCUGCUCUCAUCAUGACAAGAUGCUGGAGGUUUACUGCCGUACGGAUCAGCAGUGUAUCUGUUAUCAGUGUGCGAUAGAGAAACACAAAGGCCAUGAUACCGUUUCCCCAGCAGUAGAAAGGAUUGAGAGGCUGAAACAAUUAAGUGAGAACCAGGCCAGGCAGAGAAUUCAGGAGAGAGAGGUGAAGAUACAGGAGGUGAGACAGGCUGUGAAGUCACUCAAGUGCUCUGCACAGACAGCAGUUGAGGAAAGUGAGAGGAUCUUUACUGAGCUGGUCCACUCUAUUGACAAAACGCGCUCUGAGAUGAAGGAGCUGAUCAGAGCCCAGGAGAAGGCUGAAGUGAGUCGGGCUGAAGGACUCCUGAAGCAACUGGAGCAGGAUGUCGCUGAGCUGAAGAGGAGAGGCGCUGAGUUGGAGCAACUCUCACACACAGAGGAUCACAUCCAUUUCCUCCAGAGUUUCCAGUCUGUCUGUGUCCCUCCUGGAUCUGAGGACUUACCCAGCAUCACUGUCAACCAAAUCUCAUUUGAGGAUUUAAAGAAAUCAAUAUCUGCACUUAAACAGCGACUGGAGGUUAUAUUCAAGGAGGAAAUGGCCAAGAUACCUGGGAAAGUGCUGAUGCCAGCGACCAUAAGUACAGAGGAAUAUGGUGUCCAGUUUGUGGAUGAGCAAAGGUCUGAGCUCAUUCAGAGGGUAACCAUGGUGAUGCCUAUAGCAGAUGAACUGCUUCAGAGAUGCAUGCUUCAUAAAGAAAUGUAUAAUACUAUCCGUGAUGCCAGGCCCAGCCAGGAACAGAUGAGACUGCUGUACGAGGCCCUACACUCAGGAGGCUCUAAGGUGAAAGCAGCCUUUUAUGAGAUUCUACGGGAAAAACAACACUAUCUAGUCAAUCUGGCAACAAAUCUUCAUGAUGUUCCACUCCCCGAACCCAGGAUCAGAGAAGAGUUCUUGAAAUAUUCCUUACCGCUCACAUUGGAUCCUAACUCAGCUCAAGAGUGCCUGUGUCUGUCUGAGGGAAACAGGAAGGUGACAAAUAACGGAAAGGCCCAGCCCUACCUUCACCAUUCAGACAGAUUUACCUACUUCGUCCAGGUGCUGUGUAGAGAGGGUCUGUCUAGAGCCAGCUACUGGGAGGUAGAGUGGAGUGGGGAUUCUGUUAAUGUAGCCGUCUCAUAUAAAGGAAUCAUCAGGAAAGGAGAUCAACGGAAUGGCGUCGCUGCAUUUGGACGGAAUGAUCAGUCGCUGAGUUUAUACUGCUCAACCUCUAGCUGUACUUUCAUGCACAAUUGCUCUACAACUGUUAUCACUGUCCCCUGCUCCUCCAGAGUUGGCGUGUACCUGGACCACAUGGCAGGAACUCUGUCCUUCUACAACGUUUCUGACACAAUGACUCUCCUCCACAGAGUCCAGACCACAUUCACUGAACCUCUUUAUCCUGGGUUUACAGUUGGUCAGGGAUCAUCUGUGAAGAUACUGACAAAAUGAUAGAAGUAAAGGCGCUUUCAUAUUAAACUCGGUAUGGAUUUAAUCCAUUACAUUGUUAUUUCUCUUUUUUUUAUCAUCUUGAGAAGUUCUGAAAAAUAUGCUUAAUGUCUCUGCUGAUGGAGUGCUGUUGUUUUCCCCAGCUCUGACAUAACAGAUUGUUUAUGUCCUGACUGCAAAUCUGAUGAACCAGGGUUUGUUGUAUAAACACAUGCAUGCUGGCCUCUAUGUGGGUUGAGGAAAAUAGUAAGCCAUGAGAAACUCAAACAAGGCCUAGUUCCAGUUUGGCAGUUAGCUCCUACCCCUUCAGUGUGCACAAGUUUGACAGGACUGGAAGGAUGUAAGCAAUAUGGAGGAUGCUUCACUUGGCCUAUUAGAAAAGCACAUGGAGUCAUCACCUAUCCCAUUCUUUUAGAUCUGCAAAACCAAAAUGUUAGGGAAAGGGGACCACAAUGGAAUCAGGCUUAUACAUACAGUAGGUUACAGGAUUCUGUCAACACAAAAUCAAAUACAAUUUUAUUUGUCACAUCUGCCGAAUACAAUGUGUAGACCUUACUGUGAAAUUCUUACUUACAAGCCCUCAACCAAAAAUGCAGUCGGCGGAUCCUCACAAGGAUCUCGACCUGACUCAUUAAAGAGAGAUUCUUUGUCCAGUUCAAGGUGAGUAAUCGCUGUUCUGAUUUCUAGAAGCUCUUUUCGGUCAUAAUAGACGGUAGCAGCAACAUUAUGUACGUGAAAAAACAAGGUUGGUUAAGAGCCCAUAAAACGGCAGCCAUCUUCUCCGGCGCCAUCUUUUCACAUACAAACACAUAUUCAGUAUGACAUCAGAAAUGAACUGUUCAUUUAUUCUGUUUUUUUUGUUUACACUCUGAUUAACUUUAUUGCUCCUUUAAAAUACUUCUCAUGACAAAGCUAGUUCUGUAAAUACCCACUUGGCAAAAACUAGUUGCAUCAAUGUUGAUUCCACUGCAUUUCAACAACAGUAAAUAUA